AUGGCAUAUCGCGCUCUAGAACUACUGAAUCUCCCACCAGACACCACAUGCUACAUACUCGAUAUUGGUUGCGGAUCGGGACUAAGUGGUGAAAUAAUUGAGGAGGAAGGUCAUGUGUGGGUUGGCAUGGAUAUAGCCCCCUCGAUGCUAAUAGAAGUGGCACUAGAAUGUGAAGUGGAAGGUGACUUGUUCUUACAGGAUGUUGGACAAGGAAUGGCUUUUCGGCCCGGUACUUUUGAUGGGGCUAUUAGCAUCUCAGUCCUCCAAUGGCUAUGCAACGCCGACCACUCAUCACACAACCCAAAAUCACGUCUCACACGAUUCUUCUCCACACUAUACUCGUCACUACGACGUGGUGCACGAGCAAUCUUUCAGUUCUACCCAGAGAACGACGCGCAAUGUGAAUUGAUUAUGAAUGCGGCGAUGCGUUGUGGAUUCGAGGGAGGUCUGUUGAUCGAUUAUCCAAAUAGUAAGAAAGCGAAAAAGUAUUACUUGUGUUUGUUUGCAGGGAGUCAGGUGGGGAAAGUGGAAAUGCCGAAAGCGUUGGGUGAAGAUGGAGAGAUGGAAGAAGAUGAUGGUGAACCGAAUCAAAUCGUCGAACAAACAGUUCAAAACAACGACGAAAAUCCGUCAAAGACAAAGAGUGGGUAA
This is a messenger RNA of Ambispora gerdemannii, 651 nucleotides long. The record is from the annotation of a GenBank genome assembly. NCBI's taxonomy places the organism in Eukaryota, Fungi, Glomeromycota, Glomeromycetes, Archaeosporales, Ambisporaceae.